GACUGUAUAAUAGCUUUGUAUUUUAAAAAUGUGAUAUUGCUAUACUCAAAUUUUAGCCUCGUCAUUCAAAAUUGAAACAAAAUGGCAGUACUCAAUGUCACUUUCUGUUUAGUGGGUUGAAUUUGUAAAUACGUAGUGGUAUUGUCGGAGUGAUUAAUAUAGAAAGUUAUCAAUUAACAAACAGUUCAGGCGAUUACACUUCGGUUUUCAAUGAUUACGUCAAUGUUAUUAACAUAAUAGUAGAAAAAAUUAAUAAAACAAAGGAAAAAAAAUGGCGAAACAGUCGUACAGUAUUGUUGAAUAUUAUGCUGAACAAGAGAAAUAUAGUUGUGGCUAUUGCAAAAGUCCUAAUACAAAUUUCAGUCAUGGUAUGGGAACACAUAUAUUGACUGUUCAAGAUUAUCAGAGUUUAAUAGAUAGAGGUUGGAGAAGAUGCGGUUCUUAUUGUUACAAGCCUACCAUGGAUCAAACAUGUUGCCCAAUGUAUACCAUCAGGUGUGAAGCAUUACAAUUUAAGAUUUCUAAGUCACAAAAGAAAGUCUUGAAAAGAAUGGCUAAGUUCUUAAGAAAUGAAUUGCAAAAAGAUGAUACUAUGGAUACUGGUGAAGAGGAUCACUGUGAUAAUAUAGAUAUUGGAGAAAUUCCUAAUCAUAGUAAACAUUUUCUAAAAGCGCAAGAAAGUGCUUCUGAUAUGAAUGUGAAAUUUGUAAAUGAUGAAGUGAAUGCAAGAUUACAACCUACUAUAUUGGACAAGGAAAAAAAAGCUUGCGAUUCGGAAACUCAACAGAAAGUUUCAGAAAGCAUACCUGUUACAUCGAGUCAUAAAAAUGAGUCCGAUGGAACAUCUCAAAGCUUAAAGUCUGUAGAAAUGAAUGCUGCUAGACCGCCGUGCAUGAAAGCGAAAGCUUUACGUAAACAACGCAAACAAAAUAAAUUAUUGGCGCAAGGAAAAACUCAAGAAGAAAUAGAUGCUAUGUUCAAAGAAAAUAAACAAGAAAACCAUACUAAAAGUUUAGAGAAAUUGUUUGAAGAAAUGUGUAAUGGAACUAAUAGACUGCAGCUGAAACUAGUUAGAGUUUCGCCAAAGAGCCCUGGAUACAUAGAAACAUCAAAACAGUCUUUUGAAACAUAUAAAAAAUAUCAAACAACAAUUCACGGGGUUCCAGCAGAAAAGGUUGUAGAGAAGCAAUAUAUGAGAAUUCUUGUGGAAUCACCUUUACAGUCAUGGACACCAGAGAAUGGACCACCCGGUGGAUAUGGCUCAUUUCACGAACAAUACUGGUUAGAUAAUGAAUUAAUUGCUGUUGGAGUGAUAGAUAUUUUACCUUCUUGUGUCUCAAGUGUUUACUUCUUUUAUGAUCCAGCAUACUCGUUCCUCUCUCUUGGAACAUUUAGUUCUCUUCGAGAGGUUUAUUUAACGAGACAAUUAAAUAAAGUUGCGCCAGAUUUAAAAUAUUAUUACAUGGGAUUUUAUAUACACUCUUGUCCCAAGAUGCGAUACAAAGCACGAAUGAGGCCGUCAAAAUUAUUGUGUCCUGAAACUUAUGGGUGGUUUGAUAUAGAACCUUGCCUACUGAAAUUAGAUAAGCAAAAAUAUUGCAGGUUGAACGAUGACAUUGAUGCUAUCGACGAAGAUGGUGUAGUCGAUGUUCGUAAGGUAUUAAUUUUGUAUCGUCGAGCUGCAAUGCCGUAUCAAAUAUAUAAAAGGCAAUCUCAACGUGUCAAACAAGAAGAAGAAAACGAAAUAAAAGAAUAUGCUAGUUUGGUUGGGAUGAAGUGCGCGCAAAGAUUGUUGCUUUAUCGCUGCUAGGCGGUAGGUCAGUGAAAGAUAUCAAUUUGUAUAUUUACUUUUACUUUUUUUCAAUAGAGAACAGUCGUUUAUUUUACGGAAAGACGAAGCACUGAAAAGUAUUGUUAUAAAAUGACAUUAACCAGUAAGUAAAAUUAAAAUUAAAAUUAGCAACUGCAAAUAAAGUAUUUGUGAUGAUAAAAUGUAUAGCGAAUUAAUAAAAUACUUUUCAAUUAACAAUGAAAA
This is a messenger RNA of Osmia lignaria (orchard mason bee), 2035 nucleotides long. RefSeq names its product arginyltransferase 1 (gene Ate1). NCBI's taxonomy places the organism in Eukaryota, Metazoa, Arthropoda, Insecta, Hymenoptera, Megachilidae. Gene Ontology annotation, cellular component: cytoplasm. Gene Ontology annotation, biological process: protein arginylation. The record is from RefSeq and is a predicted model, not a curated record. Gene Ontology annotation, molecular function: arginyl-tRNA--protein transferase activity.